Puccinia triticina is the source of this 717-nucleotide messenger RNA. RefSeq lists its product as uncharacterized. The coding region runs from base 1 to 717 and encodes 238 amino acids. The transcript has a single exon. NCBI's taxonomy places the organism in Eukaryota, Fungi, Basidiomycota, Pucciniomycetes, Pucciniales, Pucciniaceae. The record is from RefSeq and is a predicted model, not a curated record.
AUGAACUCAUCUUCAGAAAAUUCUCCUUCCAGGCGAAGAGGAUCCACCGGCUCACUUCCAGCUUUAGGUCGGAGAGUCAGUGAUGGAUCCGCCAAGACAGUAAGAUGGCUCGGUAAGCAAAUCAAAAGCUUCAAGAAAGACGAUGAUUCCGACUCCGACGAGCUGUGGGGAACAUCGAUUGAGAGACCUUUUGACCUGGAAGAUCCUAACUGUCCAAUUGAGAGAGUUCCUAGCGGAUACGUCCCGCUGCACGAACUAGCUAAUCGAGCCCGCCCUCAGGCGGUGGAGAGACACUGGCACAAGACCUCCUCAUUUUCGCAUGGAGCGAAGAGAGUUACUCGGAAACCGACCAAACUUGACCUCAAAGGAGUCUGCCAACCCUCGAAUGGUGAUGGUCAGGGGACUAGUGAACAACGAGCCCAGCCCUCGGGCAAAAAAUCGAAGGCCCCCUUGGACGACCUACCUCCGAGACCACAAAGCCGGGUCGACCAGUUGAAAUCCACGGCUAGAGGAGAUGUGGUUUCUCCCGCCCCGAAGCCUCGAUCCCCCCGACCAUCCUUUUUCGGCUCCAAGAAGAAAGAACUUUUCCGGGAUAACACCCCUGGAAGCUCUGCUACUUGGUCUGGACCCCGAAUCAGCACGCCGCGCCGCCGUCCCGAUGUUUCUCGCUGGAACGAGAUCUACGAAGCUCCGAAGGAAGAUACCGCAAAGGAAUAA